This is a messenger RNA of Histoplasma mississippiense, 378 nucleotides long. RefSeq lists its product with no specific name. Gene Ontology annotation, cellular component: nucleus; cullin-RING ubiquitin ligase complex. Lineage: Eukaryota; Fungi; Ascomycota; Eurotiomycetes; Onygenales; Ajellomycetaceae. Gene Ontology annotation, biological process: ubiquitin-dependent protein catabolic process; protein ubiquitination. The transcript is spliced from 4 exons. Gene Ontology annotation, molecular function: zinc ion binding; cullin family protein binding; ubiquitin protein ligase activity. The record is from RefSeq and is a predicted model, not a curated record. The coding region runs from base 1 to 378 and encodes 125 amino acids.
AUGGCAGACGUUGAAAUGAAAGAUUCUGCGCGUGGUGCUUCUGGGAAAUCGAAAGCUGUCGCUCGAGGAGGAAAAUCAGCUCUUGGGGAUGCCAAAGGAGAUGCAAAGAAACGUUUUGAAGUGAAAAAAUGGAAUGCAGUUGCGCUGUGGGCGUGGGAUAUCGUCGUGGAUAACUGUGCCAUUUGCAGAAACCAUAUCAUGGAUCUAUGGUAUCGAAUGUCAGGCAAACCCAAGGCUCGGUCUACGACUGAAGAAUGCACAGUUGCUUGGGGGAUUGACGUGCAUGACAGCUUCCACUGCAUCUCCAGAUGGUUGAGAACUCGACUAGUAUGCCCGUUGGACAACAGAGACUGGGAGUUUCAGAAAUACGGACGAUAG